CUUACGCGCCAAAAUUGCUUGUGUGUUGUUUGGUUGUGACUGAGGAUUUCUGUUAUUUUAUAUAGAAAUAAAAUAAUUAUUGUUCGUAAUAAAUUGAAACAGAGUUAUUAAAUAGUAAAAAUGGAAGGUUUUGAUGACCCAGGCGUUUUCUUUUCUGAUAACUUUGGUGUAGAAGAAAAUGAAUCACAAGAUCAGAUUAACCUCCAAGCAGUGAAGAAAAAAUUUAAAGAAUUUAUUCGUCAAUUUCACACGGGAAACUUUGAUUUUAAAUACAGGGAUGCUCUCAAACGCAACUAUAAUUUAGGACAAUAUUGGGUAGAGAUUAAUAUUGAAGAUUUAUCUAGCUUCGAUGAACUAUUAGCUGAAAAACUUUAUAAGAAACCUACAGAACAUUUACCUAUUUUAGAGGAAGCAGCAAAAGAGUUGGCUGAUGAAUUGACAGCACCAAGACCUGAAGGGGAGGAAAAGGUUGAAGAUAUACAAGUUUUGCUGUCUUCAGACGCACAUGCAUCUAACUUGAGAGAAUUGAAGUCUGAAACUGUAUCCAGAUUGGUGAAGAUUCCAGGCAUAGUAAUAUCAGCCUCAGGUAUAAAAGCAAAAGCCACUAAAAUCUCCAUCCAGUGCCGUUCUUGCCGCAACAUCAUCCCCAAUCUACCAGUUCGGCCUGGUCUGGAAGGAUAUAUUAUGCCAAGAAAAUGUAAUACAGAGCAAACUGGUCGUCCAAAAUGUCCCUUGGAUCCAUAUUUCAUCAUUCCGGACAAGUGUAAAUGCAUAGACUACCAGGUGUUGAAAUUACAAGAAGCCCCUGAGAGCAUACCCCAGGGCGAAAUGCCGCGGCACUUGACCGUUUACUGUGAGCGAGUGCUGUGUGAGAAAGUGGCGCCUGGGGCCCGGGUCACUGUGCUGGGGAUCUACUCCAUCAAGAAGAUUGCCAAGAUUGGGCGCGAGGGCCGCGACAAAGGCUCAGUAGGCGUGCGGUCGUCGUACGUGCGCGCGGUGGGGCUGACGGCGGAGGAGGCGGCCGCGGGCGGGCUGCUGCCCUUCAGCGCGGACGAGGAGGAGCAGUUCCGCCGCUUGGCCGCCGCGCCCGAUGUCUACGACCGCAUUGCCAAGUCCAUCGCACCCAGUGUCUUCGGAGCUGUCGAUAUGAAGAAGGCUAUCGCCGCUUUGCUGUUCGGAGGUUCCCGCAAACGUCUGCCAGAUGGGCUGACCCGUCGUGGGGACAUCAAUAUCUUGCUGCUAGGAGAUCCGGGGACCGCUAAGUCCCAACUUCUAAAGUUUGUGGAGAAGGUGGCGCCGAUUGGUGUGUAUACUUCGGGGAAAGGCUCCUCGGCUGCUGGUCUCACUGCCUCUGUUAUUCGUGACCCGGGAAGUCGCAACUUCGUGAUGGAGGGCGGCGCGAUGGUGCUGGCGGACGGCGGCGUGGUGUGCAUCGACGAGUUCGACAAGAUGCGCGAGGACGACCGCGUCGCCAUACACGAGGCCAUGGAGCAACAGACCAUCUCCAUCGCCAAGGCCGGUAUAACGACGACGCUAAACUCGCGGUGCUCAGUGCUGGCCGCAGCGAACUCGGUGUUCGGCCGCUGGGACGACACCAAGGCGGACGACAACAUCGACUUCAUGCCCACCAUCCUCUCCCGGUUCGACAUGAUUUUCAUUGUCAAAGACGAGCACGACCAGAAUAGAGAUAUUACGCUAGCGAAGCACAUAAUCUCCGUGCACAUGGGCGGGGAGUCGCAGCAGCGCGCGGCGGCGGACGAGCUGCCGCUGGCGCUGCUGCGGCGCUAUGCGGCCUACUGUCGCGCGCGCUGCGGACCUAGGUUGUCGGAGGCGGCGGCCAGCCGACUGCGGGCCCGCUACGUGCUGAUGCGCACGGGCGCCAGUCAGCACGAGCGACACGCGGACAAGCGGCUGUCUAUACCCAUCACUGUCAGACAGCUGGAAGCGAUAGUGCGCAUCUCGGAGUCGCUGGCCAAGAUGCAGCUGUCGGCGUUCGCGACGGAGGCGCACGUGGCCGAGGCGCUGCGCCUGUUCCAGGUGUCCACGCUCGACGCCGCCAUGUCCGGCUCACUCGCGGGUGCGGAAGGCUUCACGACAGAGGAAGACCACGAGAUGCUAUCGCGCAUAGAGAAGCAGCUGAAGCGGAGAUUCGCAGUCGGUUCGCAGGUCUCCGAACAGACCAUCAUACAGGACUUCCUCAAACAGAAGUACCCUGAACGGGCCAUCCAGAAGGUCAUACACACGAUGAUAAGGAGAGGCGAACUGCAACAUCGACUGCAGAGGAAGAUGCUGUAUAGGCUCUCAUGAUUUUGUUAAGGCACUACUGGUAGUGUCAAGUUACAUUUACCUACGAAUGCUCAUUCUAUCCUAUUAAUCAAUCCCAAUCUGGUGAUUCAAUGCUAAGCCACAGCCUGCGGCCAGAUAUUGAUGAACAAAGAGUGUGAAUAAGUGAGCAUUCGCUUGUUUGAUGUAAAUCUACCUUCACAUAGUUUUAAGAAGUUAUUCCACCUAUGUUUUGACCGGCGAAGUGGCACCGUUAAUUUACCUUCGCCGCCACUUUUUAUAUUUGUAAUCUAAAAUUUGAUAAAUAAAAACGAAUCAACAUGUA
Plodia interpunctella (Indianmeal moth) is the source of this 2608-nucleotide messenger RNA. It is a transcript of the gene Mcm5, whose product is annotated as Minichromosome maintenance 5. The record is from RefSeq and is a predicted model, not a curated record. The transcript is spliced from 14 exons. The coding region runs from base 121 to 2307 and encodes 728 amino acids. Gene Ontology annotation, biological process: DNA replication; DNA replication initiation; double-strand break repair via break-induced replication. Gene Ontology annotation, cellular component: MCM complex; nucleus. Lineage: Eukaryota; Metazoa; Arthropoda; Insecta; Lepidoptera; Pyralidae. Gene Ontology annotation, molecular function: DNA replication origin binding; single-stranded DNA binding; 3'-5' DNA helicase activity.